UCUCAAGGUCACUUCGGCGUCGCCGAAAGGUCCUUCAUAAAUUACAGGGUCACCUCGUCACCGCCUAAACUGAUACCAAGUUCCCCUCUAUUUUCACCAUUCCUGUGUUCGUGGAUGUUCUUUUGCAUUAUAUCAUGCUUCAUAUAAACGACGGAAUAUAACAUUACUUAAAUGAAUACAGAUACUCCAUUGGAGUCGAUAAUCAGACAUUCUAGUAUCCAAUCAACGUCAAAUAGACAUCCACUACUCUGGGAUCCCGUACUAAUUGGAUGUGGGAUUACGACUGUUACUUCAUGCUACAUUUUUUGGUCAUUCAUCUCUCCUGCAUUUCGGAGAAUUUGUUUACCAUUCUUACCUGCUACGUCGACUCAGCUAGAUAAUACGUACAAGCUUCUGGAGUAUGCGCAAAGUCAAAAAAGUGAUAAGUCAUUAGGAUCCAUAAUUGAUCUAGGCAGCGGUGAUGGACGUGUGUUAAUUGAUUUAAUAAGUCGGCCAACAUUGAAAAUCACUUCUGCUCAUGGUGUAGAGUUAAAUCGUCCGCUUGUUUGGUAUUCACGUAUCAACUCCUUUUGUAGUAAUAAAGUACUCACUACACCCAAAGUAACUUUCGCUUGUAAAAAUAUGUGGAAAACUAAUCUUUCUGUAUAUGAUACAGUUUUACUGUUUGGUGUAGAUUCAAUGAUUGUUAUUGGCAAUAAAACCAUUUAGAAUAUCAUUGACACAAACUGCUUCUGUUUUAGUGCCCGUGCAGUAUCCCUGCCAUCACACAAAUCGUUUGAUUUGUGUGGCGCAUAUAUAUUUGGUGCCUUCUUGUAUCAGUGUUUGUGUGUUUAAAUAAAUAAUAAAUAGAUAUACAAAAAUGGCUGUGGAAUUAAGAGAAAGAAUCGGUUUUGAUUUUGCUACUUAUUCUUUUUUUCCUCACUACAUUUAGAAUUAUUAAUAGGUGUUUACUCAUUCAGUGCAGAUGUGUAUAUUGUGGUCGUUUUCAUGAAAUAAUCUAUAUGUACAUCAUUGUUUAUAAAAGACUCAAAAAACCCACUAAUUAUGUGCAAAAUAGGUAUAAACGUAUUUCCAUGUUACUACCAAACCUAGAAUCGUCGGGCUAUAGCUGGUAUUAUAGAUUUUAUUUUAUGCAAACUAUUCUCUUUAAGCGAUAUGUUUUACCCCCAUCAUAAACCAUUCUGCUCUCAGUACAAGCUACAAUGCUUUCAGAGAGUUCGUCAUUGCACUUAAGUCGUUACUACAUAAAUGUAGAGAAGUAAUUUCAUAUUGGUGGGUUUUUCAAAAUACUUAUAGUUUUGUAUUAGUGACAAUGUCUGUGUUAAGUAUUAUUUGUUUAGUAUAAUACGAGAUUUUCAGUAUAAUUAGAACGGUCACUUAGUCAAAUGAUUGUUUAUAUUUUUCUAUUAUGAGUUAGUGUAUGAUAGUUGUCUUAUUCAUAAUACUAUUCCGGAUCUUGAAAACGUUAAAUACUCGC
Schistosoma intercalatum is the source of this 1477-nucleotide messenger RNA. The record is from the annotation of a GenBank genome assembly. Lineage: Eukaryota; Metazoa; Platyhelminthes; Trematoda; Strigeidida; Schistosomatidae.